CUGAUUGGCUGUAGGGUCGUGGGGGGCUGGGCGGCGGGGUAGGUUGUUCCUGAGGUGGGAGGCGGCACCCGUGGCUGAGAAGGAGGCCUGAGAGCGACAUGUCCCCGGCGACUGAAGCUGAGCGGCCCGUGGCGCUGUUUUUCUGAGCCCGGGGCGGCCUGGCGGCCGACUGAGGACGAGGGUCGGCGGAGGCUGCCCCCGCUGUGGUGGCCGCCAUGCUGGAGGCCCGGGCGGUUGGGGGAGCCGGCGUGGCGCUCCUGCAACUGCUAUUGCUGCUGCUGCUGCCGCCGGCGCUCCGGGGGCCGGGGCUCGGCGUGGUCUGUUCGGCGGGGGCCGGGCUGCCCGAGAGCGUCAUUUGGGCCGUCAACGCGGGCGGCGAGGCGCAUGUGGACGUGCACGGGAUCCACUUCCGCAAGGACCCUUUGGAAGGUCGGGUGGGCCGAGCCUCCGACUAUGGUAUGAAACUGCCAAUCCUGCGUUCCAACCCCGAGGACCAGAUCCUGUAUCAAACAGAGCGGUACAAUGAGGAGACUUUUGGCUACGAAGUGCCCAUCAAGGAGGAGGGGGACUACGUGCUCGUGUUGAAAUUUGCUGAGGUCUACUUUGCACAGUCCCAGCAGAAGGUAUUUGAUGUGCGACUGAAUGGCCAUGUCGUGGUGAAGGACUUGGACAUCUUUGAUCGUGUUGGGCACAGCACAGCUCAUGAUGAAAUCAUCCCUAUGAGCAUCAGAAAGGGAAAGCUGAGUGUCCAAGGGGAGGUGUCCACCUUCACAGGGAAACUCUACAUCGAGUUUGUAAAGGGGUACUAUGACAAUCCCAAAGUUUGUGCACUCUACAUCAUGGCUGGGACAGUGGAUGAUGUACCAAAGCUGCAGCCUCAUCCAGGACUGGAGAAGAAAGAAGAGGAAGAAGAAGAAGAAGAAUACGAUGAAGGGUCUAAUCUCAAAAGACAGACCAAUAAGAAUCGGGUGCAGUCAGGCCCCCGCACGCCCAACCCCUAUGCCUCGGACAACAGCAGCCUCAUGUUUCCCAUCCUGGUGGCCUUUGGAGUCUUCAUUCCAACCCUCUUCUGCCUCUGCCGGUUGUGAGAACAAAUACCAUCCUGAACAGGGUGAAGGGGUGUGGGAAAGAAACCGAACAUGUUGGUUUUGGUUUCUGUAUUUUUCACAGUGAUUAACAGACAAACAAACAAAACCACACACAAAAAUUAAAGGAGAAAAAAAGAGGCAGAGUGGGUAGAGAGCAGCCCUUAUCCACCACUGGUCCCAGCCCUGCUUCAGUCCUCGUGCUCUCUUUGUGGCUGGCCCCAGCCGUCUCUUUCCUCUCCAGGGUACUUAAGGUGAAGCAGAUCCUCCAUGUUCAAGGAGCCCCAUCUGCACACCUAGUGGAAAGGACUCUGAACCCAGAGCAGACGUGGUUCCUUUUUUUAGGUUAGAAAUUAACAGCAGGGAAAUGUCAUCUUAUUACCUGAGAAGACCAGCGCUGGGAGUUGGGUAUGUUCUGAAGUUAUGUCCAGAUAAGUUUUCAGAUGUCCUGGGAUUGAAAGUGUGUGUGCUUUGUGUAUGUGUGAAGGUGUAUCAUUUGUAUGAUAAGACGAAAACAGAAGGGGGAUUAAAAAAAAAAAAAAAAAGAAAAGAAAAUUAGAUACUUCCUUACUUGGAAGCCUUUCUGGUUUCAGCCCAGUGAUGGUUCCACCUUAAGUGUUUGCGCUUUGUCAUUGCUUGUCUCCCUGACAUAUGCCAGUUAGAGGACUGUCUGGUAUCCAAGACGAUUAGUUUAUGUCAGGUCCUCAAGUUGCCUCUGACUUGUUACCACAACAAAUCAUUUUGAUUUCAGUGCCUGUUGGGGACUUUGAUUUCUUCUCAUUUUUUUCCCCCUUUAAUCUGGCCCAUUUGAAAUCUCUUCUCUCUCUCUCAAUCAUCCCGCUAAAUUAUUGCCAAGAAGGGAAGGCGACCUGGGGAUUUGGGGUUCCCUCUGCUUGAAUGUCUUAUCCUCUACCACCUCACCUUGUUGGUACCUCCCUCCCUGGAUCUCUGAGCCAGCAGCCAGGAGGACCUGACCCAGCAGUUCUUUUACUGGCCCCUUUGUAGGGUCUUGCUGCCAGGGGACAGGGAUGCUUUCCAGCCUGCAGCAACAGAACACUUGACCUUAAAAGUCUUCUCUGGUCUUUGGAUUAGAAAAGGCUUAUGUUAGCAUAACUUAAGAGCCACCUCAGAGACUUGAGCCCUACUAAGUGACUGACCACUGUUUAGAGUGUCUAUCUAGUAUCUGAUGUUCAUUUAUUCCCAUGUCCUUCUGUGUCACAAGUCAACCAGUUUUGGUUUAUGCCUAGAGCUGCCCCAAGAAAUUAGACUCAUUGUCUGUAUCUGGCCCACUGGCGCCUCUUCCCGAUCCUAGCAGUCUGCCCCUUUCCUUUCAUUUCCCUGUCUGAGCUGCAGUUGGGUUCUUGGUGUGACGGAGCUGAAAGAUUUCUAGUCAGCCAUAGUCCUGGCAGCUCUGAAGCCAGCCUUAGCAUCAAGUGGCUGUCUUCAAUUCCCUGGAAAAACUUGUACAGGAAAUGAAGGUUCCCUGUUGCCUUUCUUUCUGGUCACUGUUAUUCUUUUCCCAGUUAGAGCAACAAUGAGGGAGGACCCAACCAAGCUACACAGAGUUUUGUGGAUGGAAAGCAGCAGGGUUAGCUUCCGCUUGGGCUAGAGCAGCAUAGAAUCUCAGACCAGGCUCAUCUUUUUAGAAUGUGUUUAAUUUUGUCUUUUUUUUUUUUUUAAUGUGUUUGAAGAGCUCCACGCAUUUGAAUUGCUUAUGUGACAAAGUAAGUAGCUCUUGGGCUCAUGGCCUGGGUUUUGGCUCUUAAUGAGUUACUCUGGGCCAGCAUUUAGUCCUUUGAGAGUGGGAGCCCUUUAUUUUAGCUGUGACUUAGGCCUCAGUAGUAGGGGAUUGAGUCAGGCAUCUGGAUGACUGUGGCCUGAGGCCGCAAUAAGAGGAACACUUCCUGGAGUGCUUCACAAAGCUCCCUGCUUUGAAGGAUGGCAUCCUGUAGCCUUGGUCUGGGGCACCCCUUGCCCAGGGCAAUGGACGUCCUGACUAAUUGGGCUUCUGACAGUGGCUUUGGUUCCCCUUCCAUCAGAUCUCCUCAAAGCUGUAGGCCACUGUCAGUGGAGUAGACAAGAGGAGGAAGGAGGACUCGCUGCCUCCAUUUUGCCUUGUUUGUUAGUUUGCCUGGGUCUUUGAGGAAGGAGGGGUCCCGCCUACUCACCUCAACCCAUCCCUUCAGUGACUCAGAGUCUCAGAAGGAAACCCUGGCUCCUGGGGCCAUUUCCUAACGGUACUGUAAGCCAAGCAGCUUUGCUUCCAAGCCCACCCCUGUUUCCAAGCUCACUCCUUUCCCCUGAGCCCAGGGAUAGGGAUGGGCAUUUUCCUCUGCUUGUGUCUGAAAGGAAGGAACAUCUUUCUAUGGCUCACAAAAACUAAAGAAGAAGUGAGGAAACAGGAAGAAGUAUGGUGGGGGGCUGGGGUAGAGUCCCCUGGAGCCAAGUCCACCCAGCUAACAGCUGCCCAGGGCUGGUCACAGCUGGCCCAUGAUGCUGAACUUGAAAGCUUUUUUUUUGUUCGGGGGGGGGGGGGAGCUCCUUCAAGAUGAUAUAGGUACAUGAAGUUUAGGUUAAAGGGGUGGGGUGGGGCACUCUUUAUUUUUAUUUUUGUAUUGUGUACGUCACAAAUUACUCUGUUCGUUGUUUGCUUUUUGCACUGUUUGUUCUCCUGCCUGUAUUUUGAGCUAGUGCUAGGACCAGGCAGCUAUGCUGUAGGGAGUCUGUCUGGGGUUGGGGAGGUGAUGAGGGAUGCCACUUAGCUCUGGGGAAGGGGAGGCCUGGACUCUUCUACUGGAUCCAUGCACUGUUCUAGGUUUUCAGAUCUCCCUGAGCCCAGCUGGCCAAAGCCAAGAGCAGACGGCCAAGGUGAAACUCCUUUUGCCAGGAAUGUGGCUUCGGUUCAGUUUCUGGGUGGACCACAUUAAGAUGUUCUGCUGGGGAUAGACUGAGAGUCUUCAGUGUAGCUCUGAUUUGGGUCAGGGGCCAGCUGGCCUUUUUGGGUUUCACUCAUGCUGACUGAAACAUCCUGCCAGGAAAUAAUCUGUGGGACUCAUGUCCCCUAAACCAGAUCCAUAUUUCUGUAACAUCUCCACUAUGGAGGAGAAGCUGCUCAGUGGAUAUCUUGAAUUCUGGUGACUUGAAAAAUGGUUAUCUUCGAGUGUCAGUGGUGUUAGACUCCCGGGUGGUGGGGGUGGGGGCGGCACAGGGCCUGUAGGGUCACUACCGGCUGGUUUGAGAAUGUAACCUUUUCUCUUUUUUCCACUGUUUGCCUAAGAGAUACUGGCCUGAAAUUGGGAGAGCACAUUAGAGGUCAAUUAGGCUUUGAAGAGAUGGGGUGAAGUUCAAGUUAAGUUUACCUGCCCCUUUCUGUGUCUGGAAACUAAUCUGGUUUUGGAAUUGUGUUUUGACUUCUUUAUCUUUUUAGAGAAGCUUCUGUUUUAAGGAAUUUCUCUUCCUUCUUAUCCUGCUUCUACUUUCUCCUGGGAAGACCUGGCCAUGGCUUCUAGAAUCUCAGUUGAACUUCAGAAAACAGCAGCAGUAUUUUCCCUUUCCUAGCACAUAUACUCCUUUCUCUAGAAAUUGGCUCACCUUGGGAAGACCAGGGAAAGAGUCCACGGGUUCUCUACCCUCCCUGGAGAUUGGGGCAGGACCCACCCCGGUCAGCACAGUGCCUUUUCCUCUCCUGCUCUGAGCCAGGGUGGGCAUUCCCUUUAGAUUCAGGUCUGGGCAGGGGUCUUACAGUCCCUGCCGUGGGGCUGCUUCCCCAUCCCUUUCUCCCCCUCCCCUUUGCUGGCCGACUCUAACCUAAUUCAAGUGUCUUCUUGCCUCGAGGAGCCUUAAUGGCAUCAAGUGGCAACAUGUAAUAUUGUCCUCUAUGCCUCUCCAAAGGACCUAGGAGAGCAGGUGAACUUUCCAAAGUGAGAGAGUAACAGAUGCUCCUGUUCAAAACAAGGGGAGGAGGAGGAGAUGCUUGGGCCUCCUUCUGCUGUGGCUCUGGGGGAAAGGAGCCUGGGGUAAGGCUCAGUGAUAGUGCGGAAGCAGAACCAGAAACACCCGGGAUCUGUUCAGAAAUCUUAGAAGUCUGCUUCUCUUCUAUGGAAAGAUAUAAUUAGUGAUCAAAGAGCUCUAAAAAUAUUGCAAAGAAGCCUUAAUGUUCAAGCUUCAGAGAGAUCAGAGUAAUUUCUCCCGUUCUGUCCGAGCUAGGACUCUUUCUGUAUUUAGACCUCUUCUGGGGCAAGAGGGCUAGAUUUCCUCAUUUUAUUACGAGACCAGAUUGGCAUCAGUGGGUCAGCUGCCCAGCUAGGGCGGAUUUCUUCUUUUUACGUGGGUGGCUUGCUGCCGAUCUAGUUUGUCCUUCCCCAGCUGCCUUUUGGGUGGCCUGCCUUCGGCUGCCAAAUCAUUUUGAUAAGAGCAGAUAAUUUGGGGACUGGCUGGACUGGCAGAAAAAGAGCAGGAUGGAUCUCUUGGGACAGUCCCCUCCCACCCCCCACCCCCUCCAGGAUCAUAAAGACAAGGAGCCAGGAUUGUGCCGGCAGCCAGGGAAACAGUAGUCCUGUUAGAGUUGGCAGGGAGGGCCCUGGCACCUCUCACAUCCAGGCAGUCUUGUGAGGUGGGGGCACACAGCACCAGGAGAAGCAGAACUUCGUUCUCACCUCUAUUUUGAGCUUCAGUGCUUUAUUUCAGUAUGAGGGAAAACAACAACAAACUGAAGUGUGCUUUCCGUCCUUUGAAAGGACAACUGUCAGGAAAGGAGAGCCGAGUUGCCAGGUGGGAGGGGAGAAUUGGCAGGGAGAGUCUUUACGGCAAAACCAGGAAUGAGGCGUUCUUGACUCCUCUUCCCUGGCGUGUUACGAUCCAGGGAAUGAAAAGAAAUUUGACCCUGGAUUAGUUCCCUCUUUGGAUCCUCCUUCCAUCAUGUUCUCACACACUAGGACCAGCUGCCCAUUCUGAGCUCAGAGCAGCCUCUUCAACAAUUAUUGGCCUAACCUGGCUUGUCAGGAAACCACCCCUGUCUCCCUCCCCCCCCCCCCCCCCCAUUGGGCCUGGCUGCUCUGUUCUAUACCAAGUACUGGAGAAGAGUGGCAAGUUCUUAGUAGGCCUGGUAGCUCCUGGAUUCCCAUCCUCUCCCUGCCGCGGCGAAACAAACUGUAGCCACAACAUGCAUUUACAGCAGCACAGUGAGAUGUGAUUGAGGGGCUUUGAACCUGGCUGGCCCGGGAAAGCAGUGGGGGGUGGAUAGAGCUGUCUUUCCUUCUGGGCUGUCUCCAUCUGUCCCUACCCCUUACAUGCCCCAUCCUACUCCCACCAAAAAGUAAAAAAAUCAGGAUGUUUUUCACUGUCCAUUGCUUUGUGUUUUAAUAAACAAUUUGCAGUGACA
Leopardus geoffroyi (Geoffroy's cat) is the source of this 6465-nucleotide messenger RNA. RefSeq names its product malectin (gene MLEC). Gene Ontology annotation, molecular function: carbohydrate binding. Lineage: Eukaryota; Metazoa; Chordata; Mammalia; Carnivora; Felidae. The coding region runs from base 216 to 1088 and encodes 290 amino acids. The record is from RefSeq and is a predicted model, not a curated record. The transcript has 5 exons. Gene Ontology annotation, cellular component: membrane.